UUUUCUGGUUUGGAUUGUAGCUAGUUCCUCUAGGUGCUCCUGCAGAAUAGUAGUUUUAACUGUCUGUCUUAGAAACAAACAAACAAAAUCUCUUUUUAAAUGUAACUUCCUUGCAGUCAUUAAUGAUGGAAUUGCUCCGCCACAAAAGAUUCUUUUGCCACCUGAGAAGCUUUGUAUGGAUUGGCAAGAAACACAAAGUGUUGGAGUUGGCCUGUACAAUCUUGGCAACGUGUUUUCUUAAUGCUACUCUCCAGUGUUUGACGUACACACCCCCACUUGCCAAUUACAUGCUUUCUCUUGAGCACAGCCAGUCAUGUCGUGAACAAGAUUUUUGCAUGAUGUGCACGAUGGAGACUCACAUUAACCAGGCCCUGCGUUGCACUGUUGAUGCCAUCGAGCCUACGCAUGUUAUCAAUAAUCUCAGUCGAAUAGGACUACAUUUCCGUUUUGGCAGUCAAGAAGACGCACACGAGUUCUUGCGCUAUACUGUUGAUGCAAUGCAGGAAGCAUGCUUGAAUAGAAGCACCAAACUGGACAGACCUUCUCAAGCUACCACCAUCAUUCAUCAAAUAUUUGGAGGAUUUCUAAGAUCAGGAGUAAAGUGCUUGAAUUGCAAAGCAGUUUCGGAUACGUAUGAGGCAUUUCUUGAUAUCACUUUGGAUAUAAAGGUAAGAUGUUUUGUGCCACUUUCUGUAUGUUCCUAA
Molecule: messenger RNA, 704 nt
Organism: Oxyura jamaicensis (ruddy duck)
Lineage: Eukaryota; Metazoa; Chordata; Aves; Anseriformes; Anatidae
Product: ubiquitin carboxyl-terminal hydrolase 42-like
Exons: 5
Coding region: 123-704 (193 amino acids)
Biological process (GO): protein deubiquitination; regulation of apoptotic process
Cellular component (GO): nucleus; cytosol
Molecular function (GO): cysteine-type endopeptidase activity; cysteine-type deubiquitinase activity
Source: RefSeq, a predicted model, not a curated record